AUGUUCCGCCCGGUAUAUCUUUCUGGGAGGAUCCGGUCGCUCCAUGUUCUCGCUUCUUUCGUAAUAUUCUGCAUCCUACUCUCCACCGUCCGUUUCUACCGACAACAGCAGUCCCGGCCUCCGAGCAUCUACGACUACACAGAUGGAAAGACAGAGGGAACGUGGCUCAACGAUACCUCACAAGAUGUUCAGACGGAGGAGACUGUGUACCUCAGGGCCUUGGCCAGCCAAUAUGGAUUGACCAAGGACAUUCCAUGGUUCUCCAGGAGAAUAAGGCCGACUUACAAGUCAAAAGCUCGAAGCAGUAUGACACAGACCUCCGUCAAGCUCUUGUCGCGCGACUUCCAGCGGGUCCGAAUAGAAGACGAGAAGCUAGGUUUACAGGCGGAGAAGGCCAUACAGCUACCCCUUAGACGAUCAGCGACGCCAGAUCAGGUGGAUGUCUCUUCGUUGAUAUUCGGUAUCUCUACGUCCUACAGUCGUCUCAUCUACUCUAACGACUCACUGAUGCACGACUGGGCCCGGUGGCUUACGGAUGGUAAAGGACGAUCAAACGGCGCAAGCCUGGUUCUUACUCUGCAGCAAGCUAGCAAUGCAGAGCUGAGCUAUGUGAGCACAGAGUUGAGGCAGUUGGGAAUCGACGCCGUGGUACUGCCAGCGAGCGAUAAUCUUGACAUCACGGCACGUUACGCCGAGCUGCUACAUAUGCUAUCUCGCCGCAGCGACGAAUUGUCCAAGGAAGGCAAGGGAAAGAAGUUCCUCUCCCUUGUGGAUGACGAUGUCUUCUUUCCUUCCCUGGCGAAACUACUAGAGAAGCUCAGCAAAUUCAGCGUCAAGCAGAACAUUUACCUUGGCAUGCCCAGCGAGCGCGCCGACUGGACUGUUGAGAACAACAUCACCAUGACGUACGGUGGCGGGGCUGUCUCCUUCACAGUGCCAAUGGCAAACAAACUUGUCCAGCUGCCGUGUUUGAAGAAGGACAAGGAACCCGAAGGUGGCGGCGCCUCGCGCGAGAACGAGAAUGUUUACUGGGACGAACUGCUCUACAGCUGCGUUUCGGAACAUACGGAUGACAGUCUGUAUGUGCUCCCGUCCUUCUACGUCCCCGAGGACGAUUACCACGGCCUUCGUACAGGCUAUGAGGGCGGGGUUCAACCCCUGACAUUGCACCACUACAAGCACCGACACAGUUUCGAGGCGUGGAAGGCGCACAUGAUCACGUCGCUGUGCGGCGAGGACUGCUUCCUGCAGAGGUUCUGGUUCAAGGAUUCCUGGAUCCUGGUGAACGGGCACACGAUCUCGCACUACCCGGACGGCGUCGAGGUGCUGCCGCUGAAGAAGAGUUCGCUGCUGGUGACACAGCAGAACCGCGACAACGAGAGGAUAGUGCAGACCGCCAAGCGGCUGGUGGUCGAUGCGGUCCAGGGCCGCGACGAGAGGAAGGUCGUCUCGUGGACCGGGGUCAAGCAGACCUGGCGCCUGCUGGAUGCGAGAACCACGGACAAGGGCGAGGUGUGGCAGGCGUAUAUCAAGAGGAGGGGGUCGCCCGUCUCGUAUGGAGACGAGGAUGACAGGUUGCCUGAAGAUACGGUUCAUACCCAGGAAGGUCCGUCCGAUGUUGACUCGAUAAUUGUGCUCAUUUGGGAGGCCUAA
Molecule: messenger RNA, 1653 nt
Organism: Neoarthrinium moseri
Lineage: Eukaryota; Fungi; Ascomycota; Sordariomycetes; Amphisphaeriales; Apiosporaceae
Exons: 1
Coding region: 1-1653 (550 amino acids)
Molecular function (GO): acetylglucosaminyltransferase activity
Source: RefSeq, a predicted model, not a curated record